AUCAUCAGCGUUUCUGUUUUUGAUUAAAUUUUGACUAGUCAAAUUAAAAAGUGGGUACUUACCUACUUGUCAGUGGUAUUUCUUUAAAAAUUCAAAUCCUCAAUUAGUUACUGAAAGUACAUCAUGUCGGCGGGCCCAGAUACUCCGCCAUUUAGCACCGUUGACAUCAACAAUGAUAGCCGAGAUGACGAGGAUAUUUUUGCGUCCGCUGUACAGGAAGUCAGUUUGGAUCCAGAAGUGAAUGGAGCUCGUGAGGGUCUGGAGAAAGUUUCCAUUGAUGACACUCCAGCCUCAAUAAGUACCUCUCUCAACAGUCCAGUUAUGGAAGAGAUUGCCACAGAACGUUCAAAUAACAUCAUAAUAACGGUAACGGAACCACAAAAAAUUGGAGAAGGCAUGAGUUCGUACGUCGCGUAUCGAGUAUUCACCAAAACAAACAUGCCGAUAUUUAGUAAGCACGAAUUCGCUGUGCUCAGACGUUUCAGUGACUUCUUGGGCUUACACGAAAAGCUCACUGAGAAAUAUCUGCGCUCCGGAAGGAUAAUACCACCUGCACCUGAAAAAAGCAUAGUUGGCACAACGAAACUAAAGAUGACAUCGACCCCUUCAACGGAGAACGUGAAUGGCAGCGUAUCGAGCGCGGGGGUGCAGUCUCAGUUCGUGGAACGUCGGCGGGCCGCUCUAGAGAGGUUCCUUAAUCGUGUAGCCCAGCACCCGGUCUUGAGCAUCGACCCUGAUUUUAGAGAAUUCCUCGAGUCAGGCAUGGACCUACCGAAAGCCACAAGUACAUCGGCGUUGAGUGGAGCGGGAAUGUUACGUCUCUUCAAUAAAGUCGGUGAGACCGUCAACAAGAUCACUUAUAGAAUGGACGAGGCUGAUCCGUGGUUCGAGGAGCGCGCGGUCCGCGUGGAGACGCUGGAGGCGUGUCUGCGGCGACUCGGCGGCGCGUGCGAGGCGCUGGCGGGCGAGCGACGCGAGCUGGCCGUGCGCACGCACGACGCGGCGCGCGCGCACGCCUCGCUGUCCGGCGCCGACCCGCACGCGCCCCUCUCCCGCGCUCUCUCGCACGUCGCCGACCUGCACGAGAAGAUUGAAAACUUGAGACUGGAACAAUCAAACACGGACUUCUUCAUUCUGUCUGAACACAUCAAAGAUUACCUCGGGCUUAUCGGAUCAAUCAAAGACGUAUUCCAUGAACGAGUAAAGGUGUUCCAAAACUGGCAACACGCUCAAAUGCAGCUCACUAAAAGGCGCGAGAACAAAGCUAAGGCUGAACUGUCGAAUCGACCGGAUAAAGCUGAACAAGCAGCCAAUGAAAUAAUCGAGUGGGAAACAAAAGUCGAACGUAACCAACAAGAGUUUGACUCGAUAUCGCGCGUCAUCAAGAAGGAAAUCGAGCGAUGGGAGGAGAUCCGGGUCGACGAGUUGCGGGCAACGCUGCUGCACUACCUCGAGGAACACAUGAAGCAUCAAGCUCAGGCGAUUAGAUAUUGGGACGCGUUUCUUCCCGAAGCGCGCGCCAUCAAAUGAGUGAAGAAACGACCGCGGGCUCGAGCUGUACACGCGUGGCACACACGUACCUAUAAACAGAACAAUUGUAAAGAUAACAAAUACAUAAUAACCAAUAUAUCGACGCUUGAAAGGCUAACGUGACUAAGCGACAAUAACUGCUUUGUACAUAAAUGAUAGGCAAUAACCAU
Molecule: messenger RNA, 1700 nt
Organism: Bombyx mandarina (wild silkworm)
Lineage: Eukaryota; Metazoa; Arthropoda; Insecta; Lepidoptera; Bombycidae
Gene: Snx1
Product: sorting nexin 1
Biological process (GO): early endosome to Golgi transport
Cellular component (GO): endosome; endosome membrane
Molecular function (GO): phosphatidylinositol binding
Source: RefSeq, a predicted model, not a curated record